CGUGGGCGACGUGGAGAGGAUAAAUGCGGCAAAGCACAAGUGAAGAGGCCAUACUGGGACAUGCAUACGACACCGACAUGCUUUCACACAGAUGUCCAAACUGUGUCUACGCUGAGGAGCCAACGACCGAGGUCUCGAUCCGCCUCCAGAUGCGGAUCCUGCGCGCGGCACGCUUAAUCUCCGUGUCCAUGGUCCUGCUGCUCUUCAUGGUUCUGGGGAUACUGGCACUGCUUCUGUUUGGAUCACCGGCGUUAUCUGGCCAAAGCAAGGAACCAGAAAGCCCACCCAAUUCACCCGAAGCUCUAACCGGAAAACAGCAAUCGGAUCGUGAUGUGUCAUACCCAAGUGCCCUGUUAACAAUCACUAAACGAGCACUUUACCCUGAAUGGCAGUGGGAACAAGGUAACGCUCACCUACAGAGUAUGACUGUGUCCAAUGGGAACCUGAGUGUGUCCACUGAAGGCCUGUACAGGCUGUAUCUGCAGGUCACCUUUGAGUUUAUUCACAAAGCCUAUGGAAAGUGCCAAAGGUGUACAGACAGUGAGCCCAUGUGUGACAAAGACUUGAAGAUGUUCCUGGAGAUCUCUGUGCAAAGAUUUUCCAACAGUUACAAAUCCUUCAGGACUCUGCUGUCCAGUCAGGACACCAUGAGUUGCAGCCAUGACUGGAGUAAAACCAUGAUCACAACCGGGGUGUUUUUGCUGGAUGCCAACACCAAGCUCCGGGUCAAGUUACAGCAUAGCGAGCUUGUAAAUAAUCAGGACACUCACACUUUUUUUGGGGCUGAACCCACUGCUUCACUGCUGUUCAGUGCAGUGAAGAAAGCUGACAUCUGUGCAGCCAAUGACCCCUAA
Messenger RNA from Periophthalmus magnuspinnatus, 854 nucleotides. Its product is annotated as tumor necrosis factor ligand superfamily member 11-like. The record is from RefSeq and is a predicted model, not a curated record. Bases 24 to 854 code for a protein of 276 amino acids. Lineage: Eukaryota; Metazoa; Chordata; Actinopteri; Gobiiformes; Gobiidae. Gene Ontology annotation, molecular function: tumor necrosis factor receptor binding. Gene Ontology annotation, cellular component: membrane. Gene Ontology annotation, biological process: immune response. The transcript is spliced from 5 exons.